Molecule: messenger RNA, 411 nt
Organism: Amborella trichopoda
Lineage: Eukaryota; Viridiplantae; Streptophyta; Magnoliopsida; Amborellales; Amborellaceae
Source: RefSeq, a predicted model, not a curated record
CCAAAAAAAUAGUCCCAUAAUCUACCAUGGCUCUCACUCCCUUUCAUCUCCCCAUCAUUCUCAGUCUCAUUCUCAGUGAUUAUGUGCUCUGCCCAGUGUUUACAUUACGACUUGAAGAUGGCACUCCAGAGGAAAAAAUGGUCAUGUACAAUGCAAUCAAAUCAGGACCGUUGGAUGAUUCACUAGAGAUUUCACCGAAUGAGAUCGUAUUCGGACCGUGCGACAAGCCAGCAGAGCACCCCACACAGAUCAUAAACUGUAUCUAUGCAUGUGUGGGGCAUCAAAUAGUGUACUGCUGUACCACCAUUGGCCACUGUUUCCGUGACAAGGAAAUGUGUAUUGAUAAUUGCCCUUAGGAGGCAUGUUCCUCUAUCUCUAUCGUUUCCAUAUUGAGCGAGAUAAUAAUAAAUA